Messenger RNA from Penaeus monodon (black tiger shrimp), 2017 nucleotides. Its product is annotated as prolyl 4-hydroxylase subunit alpha-2-like. Gene Ontology annotation, molecular function: L-ascorbic acid binding; iron ion binding; procollagen-proline 4-dioxygenase activity. Gene Ontology annotation, cellular component: endoplasmic reticulum. Lineage: Eukaryota; Metazoa; Arthropoda; Malacostraca; Decapoda; Penaeidae. The transcript is spliced from 10 exons. Gene Ontology annotation, biological process: peptidyl-proline hydroxylation to 4-hydroxy-L-proline. Bases 241 to 1794 code for a protein of 517 amino acids. The record is from RefSeq and is a predicted model, not a curated record.
GGCAAGUCGCAGGUAACCCUCAUGAUCGCAUGGCUUCGCAUCGCUGUCCGCUGCCAGUCCUGCACCAGCCGCGGGAGGAACUGUAUCUCACCACCGUCGCUCCUCUCAAGACCGCGCGAUAGAAGACAGAAGACUUCACCAACACGCUAACAUUUUUCCCACAACAUUUAUUCCUCUCCCUUCCUCCCCUCUUCCCAUCCCUUUUCACCUUGCCCCCAAAAUCGAAAAAAUAACCAAAGAAUGAAAGGCAGGAGCGCGGUCCUAACCAUCGGCCUCGUACUAGCACUGGCGACGUCUGCCGAAGGAGGAAGCGGCCUCGGCGAUGUCCACACUUCAGCAGCCACCGUCGCGAGGCUCGUCGAGGCUGAGGAGGAGGUCAUCCGCGCCCUCCAGGACUACAUAGACAAGGAGGAGAACAGACUGGCGGCUAUUCGCGGAUAUAUCAACGACUGGCACAGAGGCAGCGAGGCCGACUACGUGCACAAUCCUAUCAACAGCUACCAUUUCCUGCGGCGCGUGACUCAAGAAUUCCCAGCUUUAAGAAACGCUCUUAGGGAUACAGCAACGAGAGCCUUGCGAGCUAACCUGACCUCCCUGCGGAACGGCGUCGACGUCCCUGAGGAAGCCGACCUGAAUGGGGCCGCAUGGGCGCUGGUUCGCCUGCAGGACACCUAUAACCUGUCUGUGAAUGACCUCGUGGAAGGCGAGAUCCUGGGCACGAAGGCCGUCAAGGAGCUCUCAGUGGACGACUGCUUCCGCCUGGGACAACAGAGCUUCAACAACCUGGAAUUCAAACUGAGCAAAGAGUGGUACGAAAAAGGCAUAGAGAUGCUCAGGGCUUCGCGGCCCGUCGAUAGGCACACACAGAAGAGGAUUGAUAAGAUCACGAAGCAGCAGAAACAUCGGGCUAUGUUGGCAGACAUCGUGACCAACAUGGCCCAGAAUUCCAACGACAGAAUCCUAGACCAGUUCUCGGGCCUGGGAAUCCCGACGUCGUUCCAGAAGAAGAUCUACGCCGAGCACAAGGACUACGAGCAAGUUAAUAGGCUGGAUAUCCUGUACCGACGCCUGUGCCGCGGGGAACAGAUCCAGCCUCCUGAAGCCUACAUCGGCAUGAAAUGCGGCUACGUGCACGGCAACUCGGGCUACCACAAACUCAUGCCCUUCAAAGCCGAGCUGAAGUGGGCGGACCCCAUUGUCGUCGUUUAUCAUGACGUCAUGACUGAUGCGGAGACCGAGCUCAUGAAGCACAUCUCCCUGCCACGCCUCGAGACCACGCAGGUGCACUCUUUCACGACCCACGAGGCCAAGAAGUCCAUCGCCAGGAUUGGCAAGACGGCGUGGGUCCGGCGCGGAGACAACAUCAACGUGGACAAGAUUUUUGAGCGGAUCGAAGACAUGACCGGACUCACCACCGAGACGGCAGAGGAUCUCCACGUCCUGAACUACGGUAUCGGGGGUCAUUACGACGCCCACGUGGAUUUCUUCGAUUUGCAGAGCAAAUCCUUGGACAAAGAUCCACAUAAAGGAGACAGACUUGCCACUAUGCUUUUCUACCUGAACGACGUGGAGGCGGGCGGGUCGACGGUCUUCCCUACGUUGGGCGUCGAGGUUCCUGCCCGUAAAGGAUCAGCACUAUUCUGGUUCAAUAUCAAACGGAACGGAGAGGGAGACUACCGCACCGUACACGCCUCCUGCCCGGUACUCUUGGGAGAAAAGUGGAUCGCCAACCUGUGGCUCCACGAAUGGGGUCAGGAAUUCAGAUGGCCUUGCACCAAGAACCCAGAGGACUGAGGUUACUAGUUGACCUUUCAGGUCUUCAGCACCUUAAUAUAAAGAACUGGCACUGCAGAUUUAAAACUGCACAGACUUCGAAACGGAUGGAGUGGUAAUCUUGGGGAGGUCACAAGAGAAAGGUAUAGGUUUUAUUUCUUUAAAAGAAACAAGGGGUCUAGUUUCGGCCGAGUAACAAAAAUAAAAUUGUACAAAAUGUUUGCUUCAAAAUAGUGGAAAAAAA